UCCUGCAGAGCAACCCAUAUUUUACCUGUCACAUCAUGGAAUUCUCAGACCCGAUAAAGCCACAAAUAAGCUGCGGGCUGUCUUUGAUGGUAGUUUCAAAACCAAGGAAGGCCAUAGUCUCAAUGACUACUUAUGCAACGGGCCUGUAGUACAAAAUUCACUGUUUGAUAACAUGAUGCUUUUUCGUACAUACAAAUACACGGUGCAAUGUGACAUACGUCACAUGUACCGAAUGAUAGCUAUGCACCCUGAGCAUAGGCGCCUACAAAACAUUCUGUGGCGGGCCGAUGACACUUUGCAGUGUUUACAAUUACAAACCAUAACAUAUGGAUUAAAAAGCAGUGCCUACCUUGCCACUAAAUGUCUUGUAGAGCUAGCAAAAAAAUAUAAAGCUCAAUUUCCAUUGGCCAGUGAAGCUAUCAUUAAGAACAGUUAUGUUGAUGAUGUGCAGGGCGGCUCAGAUACACUUCAGGGAGCUUUACAACUAAAAAGUGAACUUAUUUCUCUCAUGAGUAAAGGUAGCUUUCAAUUACAUAAAUGGAUUUCCAAUAAUACAGAAAUAUUGCAAGACAUACCUCAGGAAAAAAUUGGCCUUACCAAGCGAGACAUUGAUCAGGAUAAAUCAAUUGUUAAGAUCUUAGGACUAUCUUAUGAUGCCCGAGAGGAUGCAUACAAAAUGAGUGGCCGUGUACUCACCUCUCCUGAGGUUCCCACUAAGAGAAAUGUACUUAGUUCUGUCAGCAGACUCUAUGAUCCAAUGGGUUUUGUCGGACCUCUUACCGUCAAAGCAAAACUUAUUUUACAACAGAUUUGGCAAUAUGAUUUAGAAUGGGACUCUCCCCUGCCACCUGAAUUGGUAAAAAUCUGGCAAACAUUCUAUAAUAAUUUAAUUAGCAUGCCUAAUAUGACCAUACCACGAUACAUAAACUUGUCUGAAGCCAGCAGCGUACAGCUCAUAGGAUAUUGUGAUGCAUCUGUUGCAGCUUAUGGCUGUUGUAUAUACAUCAAGGCAGUAGUAAAUGGCAAACCUUACAUACAUUUACUUUGUUCCAAGUCGAGAAUAGCUCCACUUUCAUCUAAAUUGACAAUUCCAAAGCUUGAGUUGAACGGGGCCCUCCUACUGGCCAAGUUGGUAAACCAUGUAGCCGCUCUACUAAGUAUAUCAGAUGUUCAUUUGUUCAGUGACUCAAAAAUUGUAUUGGCCUGGCUCGACUCCUCUUCGCUUAAGGUACCAGCCUAUAUAGGCAACCGUGUAAAAGAAAUAAAUAAGCUGACAGACACAAUGUCAUGGAAAUAUACUCCUGGCCUCCUUAACCCUAGUGACAUCUUAUCACGAGGCGCAGAUCCUCAAGAAAUAAUUAAUUGCAGGCUGUGGCGUCAUGGCCCAGACUAUUUGACAGAAGGCAAUGAGUACAAUUUUCAUGUGUCAGAAAUAAGUCCACCUCUGUGUAGCAUAGAACUUCCAAGCUCAGAUGAGCACGUAGCAUUAAGUGCCACUGUAAAUGACAAUGUUAUUGAUCCAUUUUUUGAACGAUUUUCAAGCCUUUUCAGAAUGAUCAGAGUAACUGUAUACACAUUGAGAUUUAUAAAUAAAUGUAAAGGAAAAUCAGGUUCAUCAAACCUAAUUUCUGUAAAAGAGUAUAGAGAUGCCUUGACUUUAAUAAUAAAAUGCGUGCAAAGGCACUACUUUCAUAAUGAGCUUUCAUGUAUUGAGAAGGAUAAAGCUAUAACCUCCAAUUUGAAAUCACUCACCCCUUUCAUUGACUCGGCAGGCCUUCUUCGCGUGGGUGGAAGGUUGGACAAUGCCACACACUUAGAUUUUUCAUAUUUAACUCCGGGACACUUCUUGAUUGGUACUGAAUUAACAUCUGUUCCUCAACCUGACUUGACAGCAGUCCCCAGUAAUCGACUUAGAUUUUGGAGGUGUUGCGAACAAAUGCGACAGCAUUUCUGGAGUGUCUGGUCCAAGGAAUACCUAUCAUCGCUAAACCAAAGAACUAAAUGGCAAAAAACAGAACCUAAUUUAAAGGUUGGCAUGAUGGUAUUGCUACAGGUUCCAAACACUCCGCCCCUAACCUGGCCCUUAGGUAGGGUCAGCAAAGUGUUUUAUGGUAAUGAUGGUAAUGUAAGAGUUGUGGAGGUACAGACCUCAGAUAAAAAAUUGCAUUCCCGUGCUGUGUCAAAAAUUGUGGUCUUGCCAAUAGAGGCAUAGCCAUAUGUAAUGUCAAAUUGUAAGACAAUUAUGUAACGUUAAUUAAAUAAUAAAAAUGAUUGUUAUUUUAGUUAUAGCACAAGCAGUGCACCCCUUCUUGUAAUGAAAAUAAGGGCUUUAUAUUUCUUUAGCUUAUGGCUAUAAACUUAAUUAUAAAGUCAACAGUUUAAUAAUGUUUCAUUGUAACAUGUGUAUAAUGUGAUUUUGUUGUUGCUUGUAUUUCAUGUAGAGUUUUAAAAGAAAAUUGCUAAGCAUUAUUGUCUGUUAUAAUUCAUUAUAGUAAGAGUUAUUUCUGUUUCACAUAAUUGUUAGAUACUAAAAAUAGACUGAUUUGUUGACAAUAAGACUGAUGUCUGACUCAUUAAAUAAUUAAAUUCAUCAUAGAUGUAACUUGAUCUCAUAAGAUACCUAAAGUUGUAGAACAUAAGUGUUAGUUUCAAUAGUAUUAUUAUUCAUAUUCAAUCCUUGCAUUUAAAGUUGCACUGUUGUUAAUUAUUGCUUAAUGCCUUGCUAGUGUCAUGUUUCUCUUUCAAAUCUCUGUUUAAAUUUGUUUCGCCUACUUAAUAUUAGUAAUCUGUUGGUCUCAAAUAAGCAUUUGUGCCCCGCCCCCCCAGUUUAUGUGUGAAACACACCUAAUUAUUAAGUCCUAGCGUGUAAAAACUGCUUAAACAGAUUUCGCCUCCUGCGUGUGGCAACAUUGAACUCUCUCUCUGAACGCCGCUCUGUGGCAUAACACACAAAAAUGUAAGAUCGUCAUUAUAAAAUAUUUUAAUACAAAAUUUAAUUAAA
Leguminivora glycinivorella is the source of this 3001-nucleotide messenger RNA. RefSeq lists its product as uncharacterized. The transcript has 2 exons. Bases 173 to 2212 code for a protein of 679 amino acids. The record is from RefSeq and is a predicted model, not a curated record. NCBI's taxonomy places the organism in Eukaryota, Metazoa, Arthropoda, Insecta, Lepidoptera, Tortricidae.